AUGCCGAAUAUUAUAAAACCUUUAGUGUUUAAUGUAAUAGCAGAAUGUAAAACAAGCAAAGCACGUGCCAGUAAAAUGAUUUUACCUCACGGUCCAGUAGAUACGCCUGUUUUUAUGCCAGUAGGAACACAGGGUACUUUGAAAGGAAUGCUUCCAGAGAAACUUAAUGAAAUGGGUCUGCAAAUAAUGUUAGCCAACACUUACCAUUUAGGAACGAAACCAGGGCCAGAAAUUUUAAAAAAGGCUGGAGGCUUGCAUAAGUUUAUGAACUGGGACAGGAAUCUGUUAACAGACUCUGGUGGAUUUCAAAUGGUAUCUCUGUUAAAAUUAGCUGAAAUAAAUGAACAAGGAGUAAAAUUCCAAUCCUUAAAUAAGGAAAAAGGAGAAGUUAUGUUAACUCCUGAACAUUCUAUUGAAAUCCAAAAUGCUAUUGGUGCUGAUAUAAUAAUGCAGUUAGAUGAUGUCAUUAAAACUACUUCUCCUGACAAAAGUAGGAUAGAAGAAUCUGUUUAUAGAACAACUCGAUGGUUAGAUAGGUGUAUAGAAGCUCAUAGUAAUCCAGAUACACAAAAUAUUUUUCCAAUUGUACAGGGAACCUUAUAUGAAGAUUUAAGAAUAAUUAGUGCUCAUGAUUUAACUAAAAGAAAUUUAAAUGGAUUUGCCAUUGGUGGAUUAAGUGGUGGUGAAAGCAAAGAUGAUUUUUGGAAAAUCGUCCAUUUAUGUACAGAUCUUUUACCUAAAAAUAAACCCAGGUAUCUAAUGGGAGUAGGUUUUGCUACGGACUUAGUUGUAUGCUCUGCUUUAGGUGUAGACAUGUUUGAUUGUGUAUUUCCUACAAGAACAGCGAGAUUUGGUUGUGCUCUAACCAUGACAGGACAACUGAACCUCAAAAAAACAAAAUACGCCAAAGAUUUCAAACCAAUUGACAAGGAUUGCUGGUGCAGUACUUGCAAAAAUUAUACCAGAGCCUACCUCAGUGGCAUCGUCACCGAUUUACCAAUAGCAUCCACUCUCUUGACAGAACAUAAUGUUGCAUUCCAAAUGAGGUUGAUGCAAAAAAUCAGAGAUAGCAUUUGUGAGGGAAAAUUCCCUGAAUUUGUUCAAGCCUUUAUGCUGGGUGUACAUCCUGAUAAAUGCUAUCCAACCUGGAUUAUUGAUUCAUUAAUGGCUGUGAACAUUACUCUACUGUGA
Molecule: messenger RNA, 1191 nt
Organism: Psylliodes chrysocephalus
Lineage: Eukaryota; Metazoa; Arthropoda; Insecta; Coleoptera; Chrysomelidae
Source: the annotation of a GenBank genome assembly